AUGUACGCGUACUCUACUACAUACAUCAUCCUCAGUCGUAUUCGAGUCCACACCGAACAGAACCGAGAAACUAUUUCAACCCAAGCCCCCUCAAUCGCCCAAGUGGUCCCAGCUCGUCCCAACCGACUGGACCGUCUCGACGAUCUCAAACACAACGAACACGGCAUCUUGACCCGCCGCACGGAUCAGUUAUAA
This is a messenger RNA of Penicillium manginii, 195 nucleotides long. RefSeq lists its product as uncharacterized. The record is from RefSeq and is a predicted model, not a curated record. NCBI's taxonomy places the organism in Eukaryota, Fungi, Ascomycota, Eurotiomycetes, Eurotiales, Aspergillaceae. The transcript has a single exon. Bases 1 to 195 code for a protein of 64 amino acids.